AUGCCGCCCAAGCGGUAUAUCGAGACCACGACAAGCGGCAAGCGCCCCUCGCGCCCUUCGAAGCGCUAUCGCCGCGCACUCGACAUUGGCGCUCCGUCCGACGCCGACAACUCGCCUCGCAUUGUCCAGGCCCAGGCGCUGGCUGAGCGGGCUGGAGGAGGGGCAUCGUACCUAGCCACGAGGCCGGAGAAGCGCGGCGUGCGUUCGUUGAGGGAGACUGCCUUGCAGGUCGCGGCGGAGGGACUGUAUCAAACGGUGCGGCUGCCGUCGAAGGAGGCGGGCGAGAACAGGGCGGGAACGACGUCGAACGUGGGAUGGAACCCAGAUCGAGAUCCUGCGCAUGCGGAGGAGAACAGACAGCUACGGCACUUCAUCGAGACCCUCCCCGUCGAUGUUGCGAACCGACUCCUUCGACUCGUCCUCGACCACGCAUCCGAAUCGAGCUUCGACGGUCCGUCAGACCCAGGCGUCGCGGUCCUUUCACUCGCGACACUUUUCUUCCAUCCGGCGACAACCCGAGUCUCGCUCGCGGGUCUUGCAGCUCCGGUCGUCCUCGUCGCGCGUCUACCACAAUGCACCUCGCUCACCGACCUCGACUUGAGCGGCCACAUAGCGCUACGAGACGCGCCUCUCGCCAAAGUUCUCGCUCAGCUUCCCAAACUCGAACGAAUCAACUUGAAGGGCUGCACGAAAGUCGGCGACGCUUCGAUGAUCGCCUUGUCGAAGGCGACGGAGGACAGGCUCAAGGUCGUCAACCUGAGCUUGACUGCCGUGACGGUGAAGGGUCUGACCUCCCUGCUCGCGCGAUGCCGAAGCCUCGAGGUUCUCAAGCUGGCGAAUGUUGCUGGACUGAACGAGAAGAACGUUGCGAAGCUUGUGGCGGAUGCGACUGAUGCUGCUCUCGGCUGGCGACAUGUCCCACUCUCUCGCCUUCGAACGCUGAAGGUCCGGUCCACCGAGAUCACCGACGCAUCUCUCGGCCGUCUUCUGUCACUUUGCGCCGCUUCCCUUGAACGCCUCGACAUCUCCUAUACUCCGCUAAAGACGCUCGACUUCGUCUCUUCUGCCCUACAUACACUACAAGAGUGGCGACUCGUCAAGCUCGUUGCUUCGGGACUCCCUUUGGCCGCUGCAACCCUCGAAGGCUUCUUCCGCCCUCUCUCGGAGCGACCGGACGACGAGCGGCGUCGCUUCCGUACUCUGAAGCUCGGCGCCAUGCCGGCGCUCUCGACGAAGGUGCCUGGCCUAACCGAUGCCGUCCUCACGAAGCUCAUGCCGUACCUCGAGAAGCUCGACGGGCUCGACACGGUAUCGCUCUUCCAGAACUGGUCGCUCGGCAAGCUUGAGCAACCUCUCGCCCGCUUCAUCGAGGUCAUUGGCAGGCGUUGUACUUACCUCGACCUCACUCUCCCCGUCGAGGACUACCACCUCGAAGCGCUUCUUCCGCCACUCGACUUCGAGCAUACCGACGGCCCUGAACCCUCCCAACCUUACGAACCGCCUCGCCUGCGCACUCUCGUCCUCGACUCAUCCCGCAUUACCGACAACUCGGCUGGCGCGAUCAGCGCGUGCCAUGAACUGCGGGCUUUGCACGUCGCAGAGACUAGAAUCUCCACCAAGUUUCUCGCGACCGUCCUCUCCUCCUGUCCGCAUCUCUCCGUCCUCAACCUCACCUCCUGUCGCGGCGUCCCCGUCAUCCAGCGACGCAACUUCUUCGAAGCCUGGGAGAAGGGCGAAGUCUCGGCAGCGUAG
Messenger RNA from Rhodotorula toruloides NP11, 1752 nucleotides. RefSeq lists its product as uncharacterized. Gene Ontology annotation, biological process: SCF-dependent proteasomal ubiquitin-dependent protein catabolic process. Bases 1 to 1752 code for a protein of 583 amino acids. The transcript has 5 exons. NCBI's taxonomy places the organism in Eukaryota, Fungi, Basidiomycota, Microbotryomycetes, Sporidiobolales, Sporidiobolaceae. The record is from RefSeq and is a predicted model, not a curated record. Gene Ontology annotation, cellular component: SCF ubiquitin ligase complex.